AUGCGCCAACCACCUGGUUAUGAGGAUCAGUCAUUACCUGAUCAUAUGUGUUUGCUUAAAUUAUCUCUCUACGGUCUCAAACAGGCUCCACGUGCAUGGUUCACAAGGCUACAUGAUUUUCUAGUCUCUGUGGGCUUUGCGCCUUUAAAGACUGAUGUGUCUCUUUUUAUCUAUUCUCGUGAUAAUGUUCGUCUUUAUUUCUUGGUGUAUGUUGAUGACAUUUUGAUUAUGGGAUCUGACUCAGACUGUGUUAUUGCUCUUAUUAAUAAAUUGGCACUUGAGUUUAAAGAUAUUCUCAAACGUGCUGCCAUGGUGGACUGUAAGCCAGUGGUCACGCCUGUCUCUACCGCGAAAACAUCCGACGAUGUUGCCACUCCAUAUGCCGAUCCAACACAAUACAGAAGUCUUGCAGGUGUUCUCCAAUAUCUUACGGUAACUCGUCCUGAUCUGUCUCAUGCUGUUAAUCUCUUGUGUCAACAUAUGCAUGCCCCCACUUGUAACAUCCCGAAAUUUUGA
Molecule: messenger RNA, 516 nt
Organism: Ipomoea nil (Japanese morning glory)
Lineage: Eukaryota; Viridiplantae; Streptophyta; Magnoliopsida; Solanales; Convolvulaceae
Exons: 2
Coding region: 1-516 (171 amino acids)
Source: RefSeq, a predicted model, not a curated record